This is a messenger RNA of Aplosporella prunicola CBS 121167, 936 nucleotides long. RefSeq lists its product as uncharacterized. The coding region runs from base 1 to 936 and encodes 311 amino acids. The record is from RefSeq and is a predicted model, not a curated record. Gene Ontology annotation, biological process: protein transport. The transcript is spliced from 3 exons. NCBI's taxonomy places the organism in Eukaryota, Fungi, Ascomycota, Dothideomycetes, Botryosphaeriales, Aplosporellaceae.
AUGGCACCUCCUUCAUCGGUGAUUUCGAAGCUUAAAGUGCAGCUCAAGCUGUCAAUAUCACGCCUACGUAUGGUGCAGCAAAAGGACACGGCACUAGCAAAACAGGCCCGGCGGUCCAUGGCCCAGUUGCUCGAGCAAGGGAAGAUCGAGUCCGCGCGCAUCCGCAUCGAAAACAUAAUCCGGUCGGACAUCACGACCGAGCUACACGAGAUCCUGGAGCUAUACUGUGAGCUGCUGCUUGCGCGGUCGCAGCUGCUCGACCCGCCGUCAUCCAGCCCCUCGUUGCGCGCAACCUCGCCCAGCAACGCGCCCUGCGACCCGGGCCUCGAGGAAGCAGUGCGCAGUCUGAUCUACGCGGCGCCGCGCACCGAAGUCAAGGAGCUGCAUUCGGCGCGGGCGCUGCUGGUCGAGAAAUUCGGCAAGGACUUUGCGCUGUCGGCGAUGGAGGGCGAGGGCGUGGCCGACCGCGUGCUCAACAAGCUCAAAGUCGACACGCCAAAACCCGAGCUCGUCGACGCGUAUCUAAGGGAGAUUGCAAAGGCGUACGGCGUGCGCGUGCCGGGCGACGCGGGAUCAGACGACGAGCAAGAGGACGCGGCGGGUGGUGAAGAGGCAAAGGGCGGUGACGACGAUGACGACGACGAGCCCAGCGGCGGCCAGAAGGUCAAGGCGCUAGAGGCGCCCCUCGAGGCCGAGGAACUGAGCAAGGCGACGCCGCCGCGCAAGCUGGGUCCCGCCAGCCCGCUGCGCGUCGCCCCGCCCAGCCCGAGCAGCGAGAACGUGUCGCCAAAGGUGAAGCUACCGGGACCGCCGGAGUUGCGGCCGGGUGGGAAGCUGAAGAAGGUCGACGAGGAGAGCAAGGCUGACAAGGGGCCCGGAGGCAAGAUCCCGGACGUGGAUGAGCUGGCCAAGCGCUUUGCCGCGCUGAAGCGGUAG